Molecule: messenger RNA, 490 nt
Organism: Piliocolobus tephrosceles (Ugandan red Colobus)
Lineage: Eukaryota; Metazoa; Chordata; Mammalia; Primates; Cercopithecidae
Product: putative coiled-coil domain-containing protein 144 N-terminal-like
Exons: 3
Coding region: 185-490 (101 amino acids)
Source: RefSeq, a predicted model, not a curated record
CCAAGCAGUGAUCACUUGGCUUGGCAUUUCUGGCUUGGCGGUGCUCCUUUCAUAGAUUGGAAACCGCGGGCUUUCCUCCUGGGAGGUUGUGGCCGAGGUAGUAGCUCGCUACUGACGGCCUGCUGGGGUGGAGAAAAGCGGGGAGGGACUAAGGGGUCUGUCUCUGAAGCCCGCAGUCUCCUCCAUGAGGAAGACUGCCCGCGUCGGGAGCCAGGAGGACCAGCGCUGGUGGAAAAACAGCGCUAUUGAAAGCGAGCACGAUGAGGGCACCUUUGACCAGCCCCAGCACGACGUCCGCCUGGAAGAUCUCUGUGAGCUCCACAGAGCUGCCCAGUCCGGCGACGUCCCUGGGGUGGAGCGCGUCCUGUCUCCUGGAGAUACUGGCGUGGACAAGAGGGAUAGGAAGAAGAGACUUAGCCAAGACCUUCAUGAUAAGUUAUCCUUUAGGCCCUCGGGGUUCAGUUCAAAUAAUGUUGCAGAAAGAGUUUAA